AUGUUGACCACUCCUUAUGUGACCUCACUUCAGGUAAAAUUUAUUCUGUAUGCAGAAGAAUGUCAUAAGAAAUUAUUGCUUGAGGAAGUAAUGGGUCAGAAAUUUUCUCAUGAAAGGGUUAAUAGUGAGCAUAUAUUAUAUGAUCAGUAUGAGCAGGAGGAAGAAAAACAUGAGAAAGUUGACGUGGAUUAUAUGGAUAAGGACAACACAAAUGUAGAACCAAUGUUCGAUUAUCACGGCUUCGAUGAAGGGUAUAACAUUGACUCACUCGAAGACAUUGGGAUCAUUGAAUUUUGGAACAUCAGGGACGAAGAUAUAUGCAAGGAUAAGAGGCUCAGUGCUUGGAAGAACAGGACUAGGAAGAGUCGUGCGGGCGUACUUAAGUUGAAGAAUUUUGUAUGUCAUCGUGAAGGAUUUAGACUGCAAAAUAAUUAUGGCAUUGGAAACUUUAAGAAAAAACCUACACCUGAGACAAGGUGUGGCUGCAGUGCAAUGAUGGAGAUUCGUCUAGAUGUACCUAGUGGUCAUUGGUUUAUUUCUUAUUUUUCUUAUGAACACAAUCAUCCACUUCUAGAUCCUUGA
Molecule: messenger RNA, 582 nt
Organism: Arachis ipaensis
Lineage: Eukaryota; Viridiplantae; Streptophyta; Magnoliopsida; Fabales; Fabaceae
Source: RefSeq, a predicted model, not a curated record